AUGGAGAACCAGCCACACCCCUCUCCUCAACAAAACGUUGUUGGGAGUACUUCAAAAGGCCAGGAAAGCCCUCAGCAAGCUAAACAACAGACACCACAAACGGCUACAUCUCUUCAACAAAUCGAUAAACAAACAAUGGCAACUCUACCAGAGCCUGCUGUCCCUCUUCAACAAAAGCCCCACACAACACCUCCACAGAUAACCCAACAACCCAUUGUUGUGGCACAACAGCAACGACUUGCAUUAAACCAAGAAUUUCCACCUCAAGAGAAACAAAUGGGACUUACACAACAAACACAACAACAGAAUGAUUUGGUGUCGCAACAAGCUCAACCGAUAACACAACAGCAAAUUCAAUUAAAAAACCAACCAAAACGAGAGCAACCAAUUCCCUCACCACAAGACAAGAUACUUAAAAGUGACAAACAAUCUCAAAUUAAGCUCGAAGCCCCUAUAAAACAGGAAAGUCCUUUUAAGGCAGUUCAAGAAGACACUAAAAUGUCAAAUGGGGAAUUAAUUUCCCAAAUCCAACAACUAAAUACUCCACAACGUGGCCAUCCAAUGGUCACUAACACGGUACCACAACAACAAAACUCUCAGAUGAUGCAACAACAUCCACUUAAGUUGAGGCUGGACACUGAAAUCCCAAACAGCAUGCCAUCACAAAUCCAUGCCAUGGUGAAUCCUACUCAAAUGCCGAUGGGUCAACCGCAGAUGCAAGUUCCGUAUCCAUACAGACAAUAUGCCCCAAUGGGAAGGUUCUCACGUGUAGCUGGGGGACAGGUCAUCCCAGGGAGUGGCGGUCAACAACUGAGAUUUGCACCCGUUCAAAUGAAUGGAGGAAUAAAUCCGCCCCCACCAAGUGGGAUAUUCAGACCAGUUUUUAAUCCUGUGGGUGUUGAAGGACAAUUUGUGCCGUAUCAGUACCAACAACAACCACCUCCUCCAAUGUAUAUGUCACGUCCUGUGAUUCGACAAAACGUGAGACCAGUCAUAAGAACACAGCCAUUGCACGUUGAGAAGAAGGAUAAAGUCACGAAGGUUAAAGAACCAAAGAAAGUGAAGGAGCCAAAAGUGAAGAAAGAAAAGAUACCAAAACCAAAGAAGGAGGUCAGAAUAUAUACACCAGUCGUUGUUGAGCCACCCAUUCAACCAUUGCCUAUACAAAAGAAAGAGAAAAAGAAAAAGGAGGAAGACAUCAUACCCGCUAGAAAAUACGCGUUUAGAGAGAGAAAGUCAUCGGUGAAACUCGUUGAAGAGAACGAAGAUGAGAAGAUGGAAGAUCAAGAUGUUGAGAAGAAGAGAUGUCCAGUCGUCAAAAGAGAAUUUUCACCAUUCACGACGGAGAAAAGUGUGGAGAAACUGUUGAAUGUAAGGGGUGGUGUCGAGGCUGGUACGGAAGAGGAGUACUUAGUGAAAUACAACAACAAGAGUUAUAGAGACGUUGAGUGGAUCAAAGAGAGUAUUUUGUCACAGAUGAUACCACAACUGAGGAUCAAACGAUUUAAAACAAAGUUCCAGUUUGACGGAGAGGAGGAUCCGUUUCCAAUGGAGUAUACCACCGUCGAGAGAAUUUUAUUUGAAAAGGAAAUAGAUGGUGUUAAGUAUUGCUUAGUCAAGUGGGGAGGUGGACUGAGUUACACGGAAGCCACAUGGGAAAAGGAGAGUGAUGUAGGGGAUGAUGUCAGACUUAACGAAUACAAGAAAUUUCAUAUAAUGCCUGACCCUUCAACCAUUGAAGCGCCACUUCCGGAUAGAAUAUGGGAAAGAAGAAUGAAAUCUGAUGUGUACAGGCACAAUAAUACACUGAGAGAAUAUCAAAUAGAGGGACUGAAUUGGCUUGUUUUUAAUUGGUGCCGAGGGAAAGGAUGUAUAUUGGCGGAUGAAAUGGGUUUGGGGAAGACAGUGCAGGUUGUCGCAUUUAUGGAGCACCUCAGGACAUUCCAGAAACUCCCAGGACCAUUUUUGAUAGUAACACCACUCUCAACGUUGGAGCACUGGAGACGAGAGAUUUGUGAGUGGACGGAGAUGAAUGUUGUCGUCUAUUUGGGGAGCAAAGAAAACCGACAGAUGAUACAACACUAUGAGUGGUUUUACCUUGACAAAGACGAGAAGGAGUUGUCAAAACAAAUCAAAUUUCAUGCGUUGGUAACUACAUAUGAAAUGGUGAUGAAUGACUACGAAGCAUUGCAACAAAUUCAUUGGCAAGUCAUUGUUGUGGAUGAAGCGCAGCGACUGAAAAAUAAACAAUCCAAGCUGAACAGAACACUGAGCGAAAUUCCUGCUUAUCAUAAAAUACUCUUGACUGGAACUCCAAUCCAAAAUAACACGGAUGAAUUGUGGACUUUGCUGAAUUAUGUAAACCCAAUCGGCUUCCCUUCUAUUGAGGCGUUUCACCAGAAAUUUGGAGAGGGAAAGACAGCAGAUGAGGUCAAAUCACUCCAAGUUGAGAUUCAGCCCUAUUUACUGAGAAGAGUUAAACAGAACGUGGAGAAGUCGAUACCACCAAAAGAAGAGAUUUUGAUUGAAGUUGAGCUGACGCUUGUGCAAAAGAAGUACUACAGAGCAUUAUACGAAAAGAAUAGAGAAUUUUUGAAUAAGGGGUGUGUUGGGCAGAAUGUCCCACAUUUGUUGAAUUUAAUGAUGCAACUCAGAAAGGUGUGCAACCACCCAUUUUUAAUUCCUGGCGUGGAGGAAAAGGAGGUUGGGGGAAAUUAUGACGAUCCUGAUUUUUAUGAAAGUGAGUUGGUGAAGUGCUCGGGGAAGAUGGUCUUACUUGACAAGUUACUUCCAAAACUGAAACAAGACGACCAUCGUGUGUUGAUAUUCAGUCAAUUAAAGGGUGUUCUUGAUGUGAUAGAGAAAUAUCUUGGGUUCAAGAAAUACACCUACGAACGACUCGACGGGAGUGUGAAAAGUAACGACAGACAAAAUGCGAUUGAUCGAUUCAUGAAGGGAGAUAGAUUCGUGUUUUUGUUAUGUACACGAGCCGGAGGUAUUGGUAUCAAUUUGAGUGAAGCGGAUACUGUUAUCAUUUACGACAGUGAUUGGAACCCACAAAACGAUUUACAAGCACAAGCGAGAUGUCAUCGUAUUGGGCAGAAGAAGGAGGUGAAGGUGUAUCGACUUGUGUCGAAGAACACGUACGAGAGGUACAUGUUUGAGAGAGCUUCAAUGAAACUUGGACUAGAUCAGGCGAUCUUAUCGAACAUCAACCAUGAGUCAAAAGAGACGGAAAAGAUGUCAAAGGAUGAUAUAGCAGACUUACUGAAGUACGGAGCAUAUGGUCUUUUGAAAGAUGAAGAUGAGAAAAACUCAAACAACUUUGGGGAAGAAGACAUCGACCAAAUUAUGGAAAAACGCUCCAAGAAGGUUGUUUGGAAUGGAGAGAGUGCGGCACAGUCGAGCAGUUUUUCAAAGGCGACAUUUGUUUCCGAGACUGGUGAUGUCGUUGAUUUGAACGAUGAACACUUCUGGGAGAAAGUUCUUCCAAAAUUGCGAACGCCAUCACAACUUUUCAAGGAUUUGGACGCCGCAAUGAGCUCAAAGAACGACGAAAAGAUUAUUCCCUGGUUUGAAGCAAAUUUGGAAGAGUUUUUGACUGAAAUGCGACAACAUGUAGUGAAUGUGGUGGAUGCGUACAAUGAGGCGAAAGGACAUAUUUUGUCGGAAAGAGACACCCUGGUGAAAUGUAUUGAUUUGUUACUUACCAAGAAAGAUUUGAUUGUCGAAGAUAUUGUUCAGGAAUUACUUACGACAUCAGAAACGCUGAAGUUCUCAAGAAAGAAAAGGAAAACAGUAAUUUUGCCAGUAGAGGACGAGGAGGAGUAUAACAAGAAAAAGCAGCGAGUGAAAAAGGCGGAGAUGCCCGAUGAAAUGAAAAUGCAACUUUAUUCCGCAGUAAUCGAUGUAGGAAGGGUUGACUUUACUGUUGUGCGAGAGAGAGCAAAGAUUGGGAUGGAAUUUGACCAAGACGAGUUGCGGAGUUUUAUUAUAAUCUUUUUGAAACAGUGCACCGCAUAUGGUCUGAAGUUUGAAAUUAACAAACGCUAUUUUGUUCAACUUCUUGAGCAAUAUCACGCUGUGAAGAGAAUCAGAAAAGGCGGAAGAGAUGACGUUUUGAAACAAGGCCAUGAGUACGCACUCAGAGACGAAUUCUCAUUCUUAACAAAAGAGAUAUUGAAGGUGUACGAGUCGAAACUGAAGUAUAUGAACAGACUGGUGAAACUUGCUGGACCAGAACACUUAAUACCAGAACUGAACGCAAACACCCACUUAACCAAUUGGUGGAAUGACCAAUGCGACCACGACUUGCUGAUAGGGAUAUUGAAAUACGGAUUUGGUGGUGGAGUGUUGAUGGAAGAGGAUGAACAGCUUGUGUUCAAUAGUAUUGUCGAAGAAGACGCGGGAGAGAUAAAAAAGGGUCGCUUCAUGUUUAAAAUGCCCGACGAUUCAAAUCUCACGAAACAUGCGAAAGCACUGAUAUCUCUGUUUGACAAGAAGUCGAAGGGCGCUGUUGUGAAGAGUGGAGAUGGAAAGAAAAAGAUGGACGAGAAGACGGAAGACGAGGAGAGUGGUGAAGAGAAGGCACAACAGAACACUCAAAUGGAAAUUGAAGAACCCAAAGAAGAGAAAGCCGAAGAACAAGUUUUGCCACCUCCAAUGGAGGAAGAACCGCCUCAUAAUGUUGUACCAUCAGCCGACGACAUUGAUGAAAAGCUGGAAAUUCAGUUGACGGAAAAUUCAGAAGAGAAUGGUGAAAAGGAAGAGCAACAGAAAGUUGAAGAAAAGGAAAUGGAAAUUGAAGUCAAAAUGGAUGAAACCCCAAAUGAAAUCAUUGAUGAAAAACAAGAAGAGAAAGUGCCAUUAACUAAAAUGGAAGAGGAGCGUCCAGACGAGACUGACGUCCCCAAUGAGAUUCAAAACAAUGGGGAAGAGAAAAAAGAAAAUAACAUACCACAACAAAUUCAACAAAACACAACAGUGCCUCAAGUCAAAAAUAUAAGUGAGGUAACCGUGAAUACAACUGAGACCAAAGUUACAGAAGUACCAGAAGAGAUACACCCCUCUGUUGAGGAAAAGAAAGAAAAGUCUUUUGAUACAAAAGUCGAAGAAAAUGGUGUGGAAAAGCAGAGCGAAGUCACAACAAGUCCUCUCCAUGCAACAACGGACGAAGUAAAAGAAAUGAUCAAUGGGGAAGAACAACAAAAGGUGGAAGUUCCACUGGAGCAGAAAUGA
This is a messenger RNA of Entamoeba invadens IP1, 5238 nucleotides long. RefSeq names its product chromodomain-helicase-DNA-binding protein, putative. Gene Ontology annotation, molecular function: histone binding; ATP hydrolysis activity; chromatin binding. The record is from RefSeq and is a predicted model, not a curated record. Gene Ontology annotation, cellular component: chromatin; nucleus. Gene Ontology annotation, biological process: chromatin remodeling; regulation of gene expression. NCBI's taxonomy places the organism in Eukaryota, Evosea, Mastigamoebida, Endamoebidae. The transcript has a single exon. Bases 1 to 5238 code for a protein of 1745 amino acids.